Molecule: messenger RNA, 1174 nt
Organism: Eleginops maclovinus (Patagonian blennie)
Lineage: Eukaryota; Metazoa; Chordata; Actinopteri; Perciformes; Eleginopidae
Exons: 2
Coding region: 102-803 (233 amino acids)
Source: RefSeq, a predicted model, not a curated record
UUACAGCUGCCUGUCAGGAGGAGGUUUCAGCAGCAAUUAAACAGAAAAAAAGUACUGAUACAAGAUCAUUGCAGAGUAGUUGUUAAUCAUUUGAUAUCAAGAUGUUCAGAGGAAUCUUCUGGGGAUUUUUGGAUGUAAUGCUGGCAGGCCGCCUGCUGUGGUCGACCACAGGCCUGCUGAUGGUGGAUCAGCACAGAGAUGCAGAGGAGGACCAGGAGCGCAACAAAGCCAUCUUGGAAAUGCUACAUAUUAAUAAAGUGUCUGCGAACCAUCAGGCCAAGCCACAUCCUUACAUGAGGGAGAUAUAUCAGCGUUUGGACUCACUGGAGGUUCAGGACUUUGCAAGUUCAGAUGGAACGCUGGUGCAGAGUUUGCGGAGUGUUGUUGGUCCACAUUAUGCUCGUCCAGGGUGGAUCUGGUUCAACGUCAGCAGCCUGAAUCCCCCAAUGCUUGGGGCAGAGUUGGUUCUGUUCAGGAAGACCCUGCACCCCCGCCCCAUCAGUGUGACUGUGACCCUGCACAGUGUAACAGCCUGGCAGGGAGCUUUGAAGGAGAGUCCGGCCCUGGAGGAGAGAUUGCUGACCCUGGACCAGAGAUCCUCAUCUGGAUAUGAUGUGUUUGAUGUCUCAGCUGUUCUGCCUGUGAAGCUUCUGGGGGGGGUGGGCUUUCAGCUGCAUUAUACAGACGAGAGUGGGAGUCUGGUCCUCCAUGAAGCACUAACACAAAGUCUUUACUGUUUAAACAGAGGAUCCCUGAGGGAACCCUUGCUGGUGCUUUACCAGUCAGCCCCCCUACACAUUUAACGCUGUGACCACUGUUAGUGUGAAGCUGAUCACUAAACAAUUCACCCCUUAUACGGUGGCUUUGCAAACUGUUUGAGCACAAAAGUAGCAGGAUGUAAUACAGUUCUAUAUAAUAGUCAAAAGUAUUCUUUAGGGCUCUUCAAAUGUGCAUUUGUAAGGAUGUGUGCUUUUCUUUAAAUAAUGCAGCCUUUUUAAAAAUUAUUAUGUUUUUUUAAUUAUUAUUAUUGUUAUUAAUCACUAGUACCAGAACAACAUUUCAUAUGUCAUCUUUUUUUCUGAAAGGUUCUACCGGAUGUGUUCGUGCUUUUUCUGUCUGACUGAAUCAUGAUGUUGCUUUUUUAAAUCAUGGGAGUAUACUGCCCUCUAGUGGA